AUGCGGUACGAGUUGUGGAUGAGAUUUGAUCCCAUCAAUCGUCUCUCAAGAAGAAGUGGUGGUUCGCCGCCGACGACCACAGCAUUCAAGACGACGACACCGACGAGGAAGAUGUCUGCGCGAGGAGUGGUUCCAGUGAUCUUUGACCUAAUGCUGGGCUCCGGCGCUAACAAUGCCAAUGAUAUCAAAGCCGGUAUUGUUCUCAUGUGUAUACUCUUGGACUCGAUGUCGUCGCUCGUAGAUAAGGCCAAACCAGUCAUUUACGCCCCCUUUGCCAACCAUUUGCGUAAUCUUAACCACAACUUCUCGGACAUGGAACUGCUGGACCUGUCGGCCUGCGCUGUCGGCAAGAUUGCCAUCAACUCCGGCGCCGUUAUUACUAAUUUCGUGGACUUUGAGAUCAGGCGCGCCAUUGAGAACCUCUCGCCCGACAAGAAUGAGAUUAAGAGACAUUCGGCGGUGUUGAAUCUGCGAGAGUUGGCAAACGUGACGCCGACCUACUUCUUCAGUCAAGUGAACCUAUUCUUCGAGAACAUAUUCCUCACUAUAAACGACCCGAAGAUACGCGACUCCGCGGUGUCGGCGCUCCGGUCGGCCCUCUAUGUUGUGGCCGAAAGGGAGCGCAUAUCCCACGACCUGAAGGACAAUAAGUCCCGUAUUGACCAACAAAUACCCAAAUGUUUUAAGAUCUGCUUCGAAGAAGUGAUGAAAGGCUUUGACGAACGCGACAAAGCGGCCCAACGGGAGAAGGAGGACAAGAUCCAGGCGUCGCUCCUUAUUCUCAACGAACUCUUGCGCUGUUCUAACGAUUCAGGCGAUGUAAUCGGACGAGAAUUGGAGCACAAAUAUAAUCAGAUAAUCGAGAACCAAAGCAACCACCGAAGCAGUCAAUUGUCUAAACUAUUCCGGAGUCACACCAAUAUUCAGACACAGCCAACGGUUCCCUCUUAUGGUUUGCGUGAUUUGAAUUCAGUGGUGAAGUAUCACAAAGAGAUGGGUUUAGCGCCCAUCCCAUCGUCGCAACACAAAUACCGACCGCCGAAACUGAGCCAAACAUGUCGUCAAUUAUUAUUAGACAAUUUCGACGACUUAUGCGCUCAAGUGAUGCUUCAGCUCCACUGCAAGAAUACUCCGAACAUAAAUCACGUGAUUCUGACAGUCAUUCCAAGUCUGGCCGCAUUGAAUCCGGACAAGUUUGCCGCCCGGAAGUACAUCAAAGAGACCAUUGUAUACCUACUCAAUAACCUGCGACUAUCGCCCGCCCGUUCCCUCGCCUUCAUCUCUUUGGGUCUUUUGGCGAUUGCCAUCAAACCGGUGAAGAAUGAUAUUCUUAAACAGCAUUUGCCGCAAAUAAUGCAAACAAUACGCCAAACACUGCCGCUGAAAGAGCAUCAGCCGAAGAAACGGCUGCCACAGCCGGACCCCACUGUGUUCACGUGUCUGGCGCUGUUGAGUCAGGUGGCGGCCGACUCUAUUGUCAAAGAAGUGCGCGAACACUCCCUCUUGGACUCGAUGUUCGCCACCGGACUGUCGGAGCCGUUGGCGGCGGCGCUGCACGAGAUAUGCAAAUACAUUCCGUCACUCAAACAGGACAUCCAGAACGGACUGCUCAAGAUGUUGAGUCACAUACUCAUGAAAAAGGCCUAUACAUUGCCCGGAGUGCCCAAACACCUGCAGUUCAGUGCCAUGUCCUUAAGCUGCGAACCCGUAGACGUUCAGACGACGAUUCUGGCGCUCAAAGUGUUGGGUCAGUUCGACUUCGAGCCCCGGUCUCUCAUGCAGUUUGUCCGCCACUGCGCCGACACUUACCUGACCGACGAGAGUCGAGAGGUGCGACUGGAAGCGGUCCACACGUGCUGCCAAUUACUAACGCCCGCUCUAAUGAAAGUUCAGGCAAAACAUUCGCAAACUCUUGUCAUUACAAUUCAGGAUGUUUUAAGUAAACUAUUGAUUGUGGGCAUAACCGACGCCGAUAUGUAUGUCCGCUAUUCGGUGCUAUCGAGUCUUGACGAGCGGUUUGACAUGCAUUUAGCUCAGGCCGAGAACCUGAACGCACUGUUCAUCUGUCUUAACGACGAGGUGUUUGAGAUCAGAGAACUGGGCUUAUGUACGAUCGGACGGCUCAGUAGUCUUAAUCCCGCGUAUGUUAUGCCGUCACUCAGAAAGGUUUUGCUUCAAUUGUUAACAGAGUUAGAAUACUCUGGCAUUUGCCGGAGUAAAGAGCAAAGCGCCAAAAUGUUAGGCCACUUGUUGGCCACAACUCCCCGACUAAUCAGACCAUACACUGAACCCAUACUUAAAGUAUUUUUGCCAAAACUCAAAGAUCCGUCACAGUCU
Medioppia subpectinata is the source of this 2337-nucleotide messenger RNA. NCBI's taxonomy places the organism in Eukaryota, Metazoa, Arthropoda, Arachnida, Sarcoptiformes, Oppiidae. The record is from the annotation of a GenBank genome assembly.